Molecule: messenger RNA, 615 nt
Organism: Hyaloperonospora brassicae
Lineage: Eukaryota; Oomycota; Peronosporomycetes; Peronosporales; Peronosporaceae
Source: the annotation of a GenBank genome assembly
AUGCAGGAGGUGUGGCGGUCCGUGGAGCCGCCCGCGCCGCUCGAGACGAAUUCGCUGGUGCAGCAGAACCUCGAGCACGCGGACGGAGCUGGAGGCGUGGGUGGAGGCGCAGAAGACGCGUCUCUUGGAGGAGAAGCGCGCCGACCAACUGCGGGCGCAGGAGCACGCGCGGGCGACGGACGAGGCGCAGCGCAGGCGCGAGAUGCUGCAGAUCGAGCACCAGAGACCGUCAACGGAGUGCCACACGAAGGAGAAGGAGGUGACUGCGAGUCAAGUGGAGAUCGAGGCGCUGCAGGCCGAGAAGAGCAGGAGGGAGCCGGUGGUGAAACAUUUGCUGGCCAAGAUGGGCUCGCCAUGUAUCAGAAACCGGGACUCGUCUUUGAGCACUCGGAAGUGAAUCGCAUUGUCAUCCGGUUCACUCAGAUUGACGCACAGGACCCCAGUCGUGAGUUUUCGUUUCGCAUCACGAUCAACCCCAUCACGGAUCGAUACAUUGUCGAUAACUGCAACGAAGAAGUCGCGGCGCUGGACGAAUUGGUCACGAAUCUGAACGAGUCUGGUGACUUGGCGCGCUUUGUCCGCUCCAUGCGCCGACAGUUCAAGCAGCUCGUGUAG